This is a messenger RNA of Lagopus muta (rock ptarmigan), 3926 nucleotides long. It is a transcript of the gene FBXO25, whose product is annotated as F-box protein 25. Gene Ontology annotation, molecular function: protein binding. Gene Ontology annotation, biological process: protein ubiquitination. The record is from RefSeq and is a predicted model, not a curated record. The transcript has 12 exons. Gene Ontology annotation, cellular component: cytoplasm; SCF ubiquitin ligase complex; nucleus. Lineage: Eukaryota; Metazoa; Chordata; Aves; Galliformes; Phasianidae. The coding region runs from base 101 to 1210 and encodes 369 amino acids.
UCGCGCUGCGGGGAGCCGCGCUACCGCCGGUAGGAAAUUCGGUCAUUGACAACUGAUGUUAUUCUGUGGUCUCUGUUUGUCCUGAGUAUCCAGAGAAACCAUGCCAUUUUUGGGCCAAGACUGGAGGUCUCCUGGAUGGAGGUGGGUUAAAACAGAAGAUGGAUGGAAACGAUUUGAACCUUUUGGAUCUGCGCUUCAGGGUGGAAACAGUCAGCUUAAUGACAUCAGUCACACUGUUAUCUUAACUGGCGGUGAUGAUGAUGAAAUGUAUGCUUCUGAGGACUGUGAAUUUGCAGCCAAGAAAAGGAAAAAAGAUCACUGUAGAAACACCACGGAUUCACAAUGUUUUUAUCGUGAAAAUUGGAUUUACGUUCAUAAGGAAAGCACCAGAGAAAGACAUGGCUACUGCACUUUGGGAGAAGCUUUUAAUCGCCUGGAUUUUUCAAGUGCAAUUCAGGACAUCAGAAGGUUCAAUUACGUGGUCAAACUUUUGCAGCUAAUUGCGAAAUCCCAGUUGACAUCACUGAGUGGUGCAGCACAGAAGAACUACUUCAACAUUUUAGACAAAAUUGUGCGGAAAGUCAUGGAAGACCAUCAUAACCCACGAUUAAUCAAAGAUCUUCUACAAGAUUUGAGUUCCACUCUCUGUAUACUGAUCAGGGGAGUAGGAAAAUCUGUUCUGGUAGGGAACAUUAAUAUUUGGAUGUGCCGAUUAGAAACCAUCCGCUUGUGGCAACAGCAACUAAAAAACCUUCAGAUGAACAAGCAAGUCAACAAUGGUCUUACGCUCAGUGAUCUUCCUCUGCAUAUGCUGAGUAACAUCUUACACAGAUUUUCUGAUGGCUGGGACAUUAUUACAUUGGGUCAGGUGACCCCAACUUUGUACAUGCUCAGUGAAGACAGACAGUUGUGGAAAAAACUCUGCCAGUACCAUUUUGCAGAAAAGCAGUUUUGUAGGCAUUUGAUUCUGUCAGAGAAGGGUCACAUUGACUGGAAGCUGAUGUACUUUGCACUUCAGAAAUACUACCCAAAAAAGGAGCAGUAUGGAGACACCUUGCAUUUCUGUCGGCACUGUAGUAUUCUGUUUUGGAAGGACUACCAUCUUGCUUUGUUACUCAAGGAUUCGGGACACCCCUGCACAGCCAGUGACCCGAACACCUGCCUCACUCCAGUAUCUCCUCAGCAUUUCAUUGAUCUCUUCCAAUUUUGAGCUGCUCAGUAGCUGUUUUCCUGUGUUGCGGUCACUUUUUUUGUGAGGAGUCGGGCAGGACGUGUUAUGCUAUUUAUGCAGUGUAUUUGUUUUGUUGUGGCUCUAAAUGAGAUGGGGAGCUUAUCAGGCAGGUGUACUUGAAGUGGUGUUUUUCAGCAGAGAAGAGCUGAGGAGAGGACAUUAAGAACUCUUUGAAAAAUCUGUUGAUAAUUUUAAUCUCAAUUUUAAAUCCAUUUUGAUGCCUUAAUAACUGGUUAAAAUUAUGUGAGGGAAUUAUGAAGAUUUCAUGAAGUUAAACUAUCCUUCUACUAUACUUUCAGGACCAAAUGACUUUUGUUGUUGCUGAUUGUUCUUCCUUCAGGCCACUGUUUCCAAAACAUUUCCACGUAACUUGCACUGUUAUAAAAAGCAGGCUAAUAAUUCCCUUGGAGUCAAACCAGUUACCAACAAGGCAUUAAUCAUUGUGAGCUAGUGAAUAAAGUGUAGCCGUGGGUGGACAUACAAAUAGAGGAAAUUGACCAAUUUUUAUAUAUGUUAUGCAAAAAUAUUUAUUUUCCUAAGAGGACUUUAUUAAAUCUGUAACCUAUCUCAGCAUAUUCCAUAACUGAAAACAGAGAUGGGGCUACUGGAAGUGACUUCUGUACUUGUUGCUACAGCUUUCCUUUAUACUGCUCAGUAUGUCUACAAAUGCAACUGCAUCAAUUCAUCUUCUAAGAAGAAGACAGCAUUACUGGAAUUUAAUGACAGUGGAGUUGCCUGCUUCUAGACUACAGCAGGACACAGUGGGACAAACUGAGGCUCUAACCUGACUUUGCAAGCUGUGGAAAUCUUGGAAGCUGGUCUGAGCAGGAGCACCUUCUGCUAGGUUAAUCAGGAAAUAAAUUCCCUGGGAAGCAUCUUAUUCUAAUCUGUAGUGCAAAAGGAAUUGCCAAGCUUAAAGAGGUACAGGAAAAAAAUUGCAGGAAUUUUGGUUUUCUUGAUGAAAUUUAAUCAAUAAAAGGUAAUGUACAGAAAAAUAAAACUUACUCUAUUCUGCAGUUCCUUGUUCUGAAUCUAGUUUUGCACAGUGUAAUAAAUCAUGUUUUUUAUUACUCCUUCAAAUCUGUCUUGCAUAGAAAUGAACCCAUUUGAAUUUUAUAAUAAGACUUUUCUAUAGCCUGCUCUUGGUAGUAAUUGGUAAUGGAAUGAGAAAAAUGCAAGUAGUUCAAGUACUGUUGCUUUCCAGUAAAGACCGUAUCAGCAUUUGUUUGUCUAAUGGGACAGAUUGUUAUUAGGCUGUGCAAGAAGAAGAGAGUAUUUAUUUCCUUGGAAGAUAGUUUUAUUCACUAAAAUUUCAGUCAUAUACUACCCUUAUCUACUGAGUUUGCUGAUCAUAAGAUUUUCAACAGAGGGAUUUGUAGUUAAUUUUCUUCCUAUUAAGCUGUUUGCUGUGGUUAUUGUAACUUUAAAUUGUGGAGCUGUGCCAUUCAUUCAUAACAAUGCUUAGCCUUGCAGCUGUUCAACCUGCCAAGGAAGCUGCAGCUCCUCUUUGUUCUUACAAAUUGCUUUCCUGCUUAAGGGAGUAUGUGUACCCUUGCAGUGGUUGGUGACUGCUAUUCAUCAAUCACUUCUUAAAGAUGGUUAAGGUUUUACUACUCUUUGUGGACUUUCCUGUAAGAAUCUAUAUAACCACUCCCUGCUCACAAGAAAGGUCCUAAUUAGUGCUGAGCUUUCCAUCUAGCGUGCUUGUUGAUGAUCUCUAAUUGAAGACCACCACCACCAGCAUGUUACCUCUAGGGAAGCUGAAGAUGCUGGGAGGGUCACCAUGCUCCUGCAACUUAGCCUGAUGUAGCCUGGGUCACGUUAGCCUCCUUGGAAGCAAAAGCAUGCUGCUGUCCAUGAGGUGCCUCAGCUCCAAAAGCCCGUAAAAUGGCUUUUUGAACUUUUUUUUUUUUUUAAUGUAUUUGCUAACCUCAGAAACUGGAGCUGUGCAGACAUCUCAGAAGCAUUUAAGGGCAAGGCUAUUACUCUUAUUUUCUAAUCUUAUACAAAGAAGAUAUUGAGGGCAGAGUCACACUGUCAGCUGCAUUAAAAGCUUUUAACACAGCAAAACUGAGCUUUGGAAGUAGAUCUACAAUCUAUUUAAAUAUUUAGUGAGCUAUUUCUUAGGCACAAAAGCUUUGUUUAUCACAACUCUUGGAGUUUCACACAAUUGGUAAUAGAUCAUUCAGAAUCCUGUAUGUGGAAGUUCUGUAACCCACAUGUAACAAACCAAGUUCUGCACAGCUUCUUAAACAGGUAGGGAAACUCAGUGCCUAAGAAGGCACUCCAGAAGGCUAGGGAGCAAACAGGAUGCAAAGUCCAGCACCAAGAUGAACUGAAAACUGUCUCAGGUGCUCCAAUUUUGUUCAGAGAGAGACUUCUCUCCUGCAAGGCCAAGCAUAUAAACCUGGGAGCUUGCCUCCUGCGUGCUUACAGGAAAAAGUUGAAGAGGUGAGCUCGUUUCUCUCUUAAGUACAUGAGAGUUCCUAUUUUACCCUCACUCUUCAUGGCUAAAACAUUAUUUUUCCAGAUGCCUUGGUGCGGAAGCUGCAUUUGAGGUGUGCCAGCAGAGCAAAUCAAUGCCAUGUUCCACAUCGCCCUGUUCAGCACCAGGCAGGGUGGGCUCUUCAGGGAUCACUCCGCACAUGGAGUGAGGUGCCCCACUCACCCUCCCUGGCCUUGUCCCAUGGCAGCA